Molecule: messenger RNA, 1522 nt
Organism: Anopheles darlingi
Lineage: Eukaryota; Metazoa; Arthropoda; Insecta; Diptera; Culicidae
Product: carboxypeptidase Q-like
Exons: 3
Coding region: 53-1522 (489 amino acids)
Biological process (GO): peptide catabolic process; proteolysis
Molecular function (GO): metallodipeptidase activity
Source: RefSeq, a predicted model, not a curated record
UCGAUACCACCAUUUUAAAUCAAUUUGCGCCAACAAUCAAACAUUCAACACGAUGGGCUCGUUCUGUAAGGUUCUUUUUGGUGUGGUGCUCGUGGUUUUGGUUUCUUCGUCGCAGCUAACGGUUGCGCAAGGUCCAGAGUUGCAAUGUGAUCUUCCGAGACCCCUGCGUAGGGAAAUUCAGAGCUAUCAACCGGUGGUCAAUCAUAUAUUUGAGCAAAUAGUAUCGGGUGAGUUUGCAGGCAAAACAUGGGGCAGCUUGCUGGAGUUUACGGAUGCGUUCGGACCCCGGCUGACCGGGAGCAAGCAGUUGGAAGAUGCGAUCGAUUUUGCAGUGGCACGUAUGAAGGAUGAAGGACUCGAGAAUGUACACACCGAGGAAGCUAUUGUACCGCACUGGGUUCGCGGUCGCGAAUGGGCCGAGUUAGUCCAGCCGAUUCGUAAGGUUCUGCCUAUGCUUGGUCUUGGGCUUUCUGUUGGUACUCCUCCUGAGGGCAUCGUGGCUGAGGUGAUUGCAGUGGAAUCCUUCGAAGAGUUCGAAAAGCUGUCCAAUCGCUAUGUUCGAGGAAAGAUCGUUGUAUUUGCACCAGAAUGGACCGGCUACGGGCCUACGGGACGUUAUCGCUACGAGUCCGCUUCAACGGCCGCCAAAAAGGGAGCAGCCGCCGUACUUAUCCGAUCGAUGACCCCCUUUUCCAUCGGAACACCACACACAGGAACUCUUCGAUACGAGGAGGGUGUUAGAAAGAUACCAGCGGCUGCUAUCACCGUGGAGGAUGCUAUGUUCCUGUUGCGUAAAUAUCGUCGUGGGGAUCGUAUGUCGAUUCAUCUGAAAAUGGAUGCAACCAAUUUAGAUCCUACCAUUUCGCGAAAUGCCGUUGGUGAACUGCAGGGCUCAGUGUACAAAAAUACCUCCGUGGUUGUCGUUUCCGGCCAUAUGGACAGCUGGGACGUUGGAACCGGGGCUUCAGAUGAUGCUGGAGGUGUAUUCAUUUCGUGGAAAGCCAUCACUUUUCUGAAAGCGAUGGGAUUGCGUCCAAGGCGUACGAUAAGAGCAGUCUACUGGACGGCAGAGGAGCAAGGACUGUUGGGAGUGAGUGCUUACGAGCGGCAGCAUGCAGCGGAUGAAAAGGAAGAGUUUAACGUAUUUUUCGAAUCCGAUUCCGGUACAUUCGAACCCUUGGGACUAGACUUUUCCGGCAACAAUGAAGCUCAAUGCAUUUUUGCAGAGAUAGCAAAGCUUAUGAAGGUUUUUGAGCAAUUUACCUACACUACCGGCGUUGUCAGUUCUGAUAUCGGGAAUUGGUUGGAACGCGGAUAUCCGGGCGUUUCACUUCGUAACAGAAACGACAAUUACUUCUGGUACCAUCACAGCCAGGGGGAUACCAUUGAGCUGGAAGAUCCAGCAGAUUUGGAUAGAAGCACCGCAUUAUGGGCAGCUACGGCCUACGUGAUCGCUGAUUUGAGCAUCGAUAUUCCGAAGGAUGUAACUGAUUACAUCACAUUGAAGGAUGUAACCGGUUGA